GUUGAAAUGGUUCAUUCUGAUCGAGUACUUUCAAGUAGAGGUACAGUUUCAGUUAUGAUUCACAUGGUUCGCACGGCAAAAGUCGUUUUUCUUGUCAUACCUUAAGCUCUUGAAAGGUUCGCUGGAAGGCCUUGCUCAAGAACCUUUUACAUUUCUUCCAUGAUAGCGACGACAUUGAGAAAAGACAAAGAAUCUUUUCCUUUUGUUUUACGUUUUAGAUUUCGACCCGCCACGCAAUAAUUGAGCGUGUCCUUUUUCCUCUCGUGUCUGCCUCCGAAAAUCGCGUCUGCAUCGAUCCGCUGACACGUAGAAGCUAUAAACUGGAGCAGACCACAAGAUUGCUAUUGCAUCAAUCACGACAGAUUGACGUCGCAGAUCUAAAAACUACUAACGAGGUUAAUUAGUAUAUCCACCUCACGCUAAAGCGAUCGAUGAAGCUAUUGGUAAUUGUACGUGAAGACGAGACAUGUUGACGCACUUAUUUUUCAUUAUAUCGACGUACUACCUGCUUACACUUACUCAAAAAACACUAUAAGAAAAACCCUGCAUGUAAAAGAUGGAUUCCCUAAGACAAAGUAAGAGCAUUUCUCGCGUUUACCAGAAGGCGGCGCUUGCCGUGCUGGUUCUGUUUGAUCUCCGCCACGACCGGUGUAUUUUGCUGUCCCGCGCGGCCGUGUUGCGAGGCACGGAGUUGUACCCGACCACGACGAGGGAAAGCCGCAGACUUUUGGGGCCUUGGACUGAUGAACAUGGAGAUGAUCAGCUGCAACAGCAGCAGCAGCAGCAGGCCUCCCAGUCUCUGGUGGCCAGUGGCCGGCGUGGUUACCGGCAUGGUCAACCACGUCGUGAACGCCAAGAACAAAGCAGACCUGAAGGUCCUGUUCACACCACCACCAUGACCGCUCAAAAUAAUCAGGGAGAAGAAGGGGCCGUAGUAGACCGUGUUGCAACUUGGGCAUCCGGCGCAUCUUCUUCGUCGGCCACCGAUGCAGGCCGUGCCGCUCGUGUCCGCGAGCAGCGGCGUCACGAGGAGCCCGCUCCCGGUUCCCCGCCUGAGCCCCACGUCUGGCGGCGACGAGAACAAAAAUAUUGCAACAGGUUUUUGGUCGAAAAAACCCGAUUCUGUUGGUAAGUCCACGAAUUCAUAAUUAUUCAUAUUCUUCAACAAUGGACGAAGAUUUUGCUCUAUUUCACCGUGACCAAACCCACGCAAGAAGCAAAAGACACGCCCGUCGUUAUCAUUUAUUGCCCUUGGCGUUGCGUUUCACUUGAUUUUAUUUGAGUAUAUCCAUCAGCACAGUUGCGCGUGUCGUGCGACAAGACUAAGAGCUCGCGACAAGACUUGUUGUAGACUAUCCCCAACAACUGCCUUCUACUCUCGCACUGUUCACUUUACCCUUGUGGAAGUAAGUGCGCCAUCGACCACUACGACAUCUCUUCGCAAUGAAAUUAAAUGUGAAUAAACAGGUUUGCUGGCGAAGGUCAUUGCGACCGCAGCAGGCCGCGAGCAGGGCGUAGAAGUAGUUGUGCAUUUGCGCACUCGCUGGCUGAGGCGAACGAGCACAAUCAGUGGAAGACGGAAAUCUGCAACAGCAGCCCAUAUUCUUGCAAUCGGUAUUGCAGCGAUCGGAGGCGGAGGAAGGGUGCUCCCGGUGAUGUUGAGCAAGACCAAGACGAGGAGUACGUGUACUCGCACGGGCUCAUGUGGGAGGAGGAAAAGUACAACCUGCUUCGGGACAAGCCGGUGGCCGUGCAAAACUUGCACUGCCGGUUUGCGCACCCAGAGACGGAAAACCACAAGCGCGAGGUCGGCAGUUCAGUUGUGGGCCACUUUUUGCACAUCAUGGAGCAGCUUCAGAUGCGGGCCGCAACAACCGAAAGUGCCGAAGAGAGGCAGCAGAUCGAACUGUGCCUCAACCAUUUUGAGAACGAUUUGCAGGCAGUCGCGCGGUGCGCCUGCCUGUGGGAGGAGCUUUCGGACCACCGCAGUCAACUCCCGCAGCUGUUUCUGGAUCAAAUGAAUCAGGAAAAGCGGCAAUGGAUGGUCGAGCAACAGCUGCGAAUCGAAGAGAGGAUAACUCAUUUGCGACGAGAAAUGCAGGAGCGAGGACAAAACUCCGAGCAGUGGGACGAUCACCAGCAGGACGGAUCCUCGUGCGGGCUUGGCCAAUCCGCGUCGAAUUCACAGGCCCCGCUGGAACAAGCAACAGUAAGCGCUUUCAAUUUAUUGCAUCAACAAGGAUCCCGAUCCGCCAAUGAAACUCCGUACUUUUAUUCCCCCGGCCGCGUAGCGGACGCGCACGCGGUGGAAGCUACGGACUUGCCACCGUCAAGUAGUUGGGAAAACAAGUUUGAUCAUCACGGUCGGUCUCAGCAACACGUUCACGACCCACAACGGAUCGUGGGUUUCCUGCCCAUGCUUGUGCUGAAACCUAAGAACAUUGCUCCACCACCGGAGUGGUGCAUGCGUGUGCCUCCUCAGCCUGCUUUUUGUUCUCCUCAGACUUCUUUGGGGCGUCCUUGGGCGCAUGUGCAAGCGGUCGGGCGCGAGAUCGCGAAGGCAAUGGUCCCGGUCUAUCGUUUUAAAGACGACCCAGCUGGUGCUCCGGGCGCUGCCACCAUGCUUUUUCCCAUGAAAUUGAAAGGGCAAAUUGGGGAUAAUACCGACUGGCAAAAAAUGCUGAUCGGCACCUCCGAUCUGCAGAAUUUGGUUUUGACCCAGCGCCACAAGUGGCAGUUGGCACAGGAGCAGGAGGCGGAGUUCCUGACGACUGGGCUCCUACCAGUGAGCGAAAACGCUGCGGAGCAUGUGCGACUGUGGUGGCAGCCAAAUCCGAAUCCUUCCGGGGCAUUCCUGUAUCGUGAGAAAAGACUGAGUCGCUAUAGUCAAAUGUGUAGUCUGCUUCAGCAGCUACACGCUGCGUAUAGGUUUAUGUUACAUAUAUGAUAAGCUGUAGUGAUGCAGUGUGCACUGUGCAGCUUCAGGGCUUAAAGAUUAUAGGUGCAGCGUGGGGGCGUGAUGUGCAGUUUGAUUUAUUACCGUCGAUGUUGACGAUCUAUUUGGAAGAGCAAGCUCGUCUCCUCCGUCUGAGGACCACCCCUGCAGCUGCGACAGUAUCAGUACUCACAGUAGAAGGACUUGCAUCAACGAAAACGCCUUUAACCUACAAUUCGACUUGGUUUUGCUAUCAUACAUGCCUGCGAGAAGUCACGCCAGCGGAGAAAAUGGAACACUGCCGCAACUUGUUUCUGAAACCGAACAUAGUUCCCGACGCGCACCACGACGACACUAGGGAUACGCAAGAACUGCGGUUAAAAUUACAAACCGUGUCUGAUGCUGUUACAAAACUCCAAUGGCUCCUCGUCUGUCAGCCGGCAUCCCAGGUGCAAGUGGGAGCGGAAUCAGAAUUUUUGCAAGGAGCAGCUUCGUCGGCUAGCACGGGGGUUCCUCCUCCGAGCGCUGGGAGCCUCAGCUCUAUCGACUUGUCCGGAAACCAGCCUUCCACGGGCUCGCAACAACAUCCAGGUACUACUAGAAAUGCUUUUGUACAAGAACUUGAACUUCAUGAUCAAAUGUUAAUUGAAACGAUAUAAGUAUAAGUUUUUGCGGUAGUACCAGUAGAGCUAGAGGCAUGACCAUUCGCCAAACAAAACUACUGUAACUGGAUGAAUUACCUUCUUCACAGCCUCGAUUGUCCAGGGGCUGGGAGACCGCGAAGAUGAAUUCGACGACGAGGGAGGGUAUCAAACGGACGCUGACAACCCGGUCUAUCAUUCUGUGAACAUUCACUCCCCUUCCUCAUUGUUUCUUCCUGUUGGUUGUGAUCGUAGUACAUGCUGUAGCUCAUGCGGGAUCAUAGGCUCAGCCCGUUUCUCCCUCUGUCUCGAAAGAAAUAAAAGGCAAAAUGAAGACGCAGAGCAAUCGUGCCCGAUCACGAUAGUUGAUCAUUCUUCUACUUAUUCGUUGCAUAAAUUAAGUUUCUGACUCUGUUGAUCUGCACCAUGAGUUUCUUUGCCAAUAGGAAGGAUAUAUAAAGAUGGAAAUUGGCGGCUUUUUCCGUGGCAUAUUGAUACAGCACAGCCUUCCCCCCGUGGCAGAAGUUUGAGACGUGGACGAGAACGCACUGCAGCCGCCGCUGCUGAGAGGCAAGGGGUUUUGCACCAGCGCCGAGAGGCAACAGAUGAGCUGGGAGACCACGAGGACGCAGAGGCAGGACGAGAUCAAACGAUUUUGCGCCACCACGUAAUAAACACCACCGGCGACGAUAAGACCGUUUUCAGCAUUCCCUCGAACCUGCAUCAGGACGUGGUCGGUGGUGCUAGUGGACUGCAUAGCCAAGAAGAGGACAAGGACCACGACGCGAGGGGGUCAUACGUAAGCACCAGGUCCCAAAGUCCGGGCGGAUACCACUCGCAACUGAGGGACACAUACGGUCCUUUUCUCGGCCCAGUCGACGCAGAUCAGUUUGGUUUUGUUCCAACAUUGCCUCCGCACGCCGCAGGAUGGCACGAAGAUCGCACUGCAGGCCCCGGAGCUGGGACACGUGGAGAAGGUUCUCCGCUGCAUUGGCACCAGGCGCAGGUAUCGCCGUAUCAUCUCCAAAUGGCGCAUCACUUACCGCUGACUAACCAACAUUUUCAAGGUGGAGCUCUGGUGCAGCAACCGGAGGGGCCUCUUUUUCAUCCAAAUGUGCUGCAGGGGCCAGCAUGGACGCAAUCGCCGCAGCAGCAGACGCAGCUGCAAUACCAAACGAUGGUUGGACAUCAACUUCAACACAGAAUACAACAGGCUGGUGCGUUGGAUUUGGGACAGCUGCCGUUUGUUGAUAGCUCCACCUCACGUGAAAGACAACAGCUGCAGAAUCCCAAUGCGAUGACGCUUGCGCCGAUGCAAGUUCCGGAAAAUCCACAGUAUGGCCCUUACCAAUGA
Amoebophrya sp. A120 is the source of this 4930-nucleotide messenger RNA. The record is from the annotation of a GenBank genome assembly. NCBI's taxonomy places the organism in Eukaryota, Dinophyceae, Syndiniales, Amoebophryaceae.